CAGUCAGUGACGUAAGAAGAUAAACCAAGAAGAACAACCAAGAGAUACAGAGACAGUCACAAAGACACUGAAUAUUAAAAGUUAUAAAAUACAGAGAAAUGCUGAGAAACUACACAGAUGAAGAGCACCUAUGAUCCAAGAAGGUGAAGAUAAGAAGACAAGAAAGAAAUGGAAGAAACAGAAAUGAUCUUCUGUAAUGUUGCUGUUUCUCUCCUACUGCUAUCGCUUAGUGUUAGCGGCACCUCAAAUGGGACUGAGCCGCACUGUGAUGUAAAGCUGAAAGUGCCACGACAAACAAUCUUUAAAGCUCGUAUUAUGACACAGCUAAAGAUAAACUGUACUGUAACUCAUAAUGGAUGUCAGUGGAACCCAAUAAUCUCAUGGUGCAAAAUCUAUGGAGAUCACUGUAAAGCUUUAAAUCACUCAGACCUUAUAAAGAUGGAGUGUAGAAAUACAGCACAGCAUGAAGGGAUGGCUUUCCUGAUUUUCCAGAACAUCACAAUGGAGAAUUCAGGUUCAUACAGAUGUACACAUGGUGACACGUCUGUAAGCCAUGCUAUUAAUGUUACCAUUACAGGAAAUGGUGAAGAUGAAUUUUCACACAAUCAAAGUAACAAAAUUCCAGACAAUGGUCUGAAGUGGUUGUGGCCAUAUGUGUACAUCUGCAGUGGAAUAGCGGCGCUGGUGAUCAUCAUUAUAACCAUAACAUUAUUUGUCUUCAAUUGCCAAGACACAAAAUCCAAAACAGAAGAACUGACAAAUAAAAAUCAGUACAUGGAAACUCAAAGUAGUGACCUGCUUCCUCCUCCUCUUCCUCAUCCCCGUCACGACACCCGCUCUCUUUCACAGCAGAGAGGGUCUGCUUUAGAUCGUGGCUCUGAAAUUCCACCGGGCAGAGGAACAUCAUCAGCUGGAAGAGUCAAAGAGAGAAGCCAUCACACUGUCAGCGCAGGAAGAGGAGAAGAUGAUAAUGCUCUGGUCUAUGCCUCUUUGAAUCACCAGGCUGUGCCGAAAGUGCAUAGAAAAACUGCAAGGCAAGAACCAGAACUUUCAGAAUAUGCUGCAGUCCGAUUCCGGUGAUUUUAAGGAUUGUUUACUUAGACACUUUGAAAAAAGACUAUUGAGAAAUGACCAGUUGGGAAAUGAGGUCAUUCACUUAUUAUUUUAAACGUUGCUAUUAUAAUUUAAACACUCAAGGAGCAAGGUGUUUAGUAAGUGUUUUGGCCACCUUUUUCAUUUUAGAUCAUAUGACAGCCGUUGAUUGCUGUUAUAUUAAAGGACUGGCAUGCAUUAACAAAAAAAUAUUCUCACGUUUGCAAUAAUAAUUCAAGCUCUCUCAUAUGCCUUACUAAAAUACAUACAGUAUGAACAUCUUUAACAACAAUAUUAUGGAAAAUUGUGUAAUAAAGUAAUAAAUUGCUUAGUAAAAAACAAUGGCUUGCACAAUGGAUCACCAUAAAUGUAACUUUGUUUUAUUAAACAUUAGGAUCGAUUUCUUAUCUUUUCAUGUGUUAUUGGUUCAUAUAACAGACGCUGAAUAAGGCCUGUUCAUGCCUAGACAAAUAUUCAAAAUUGAGAACAUUCUAAUGUCUUUUAUAUCACAUUGCUAACAAAACUGGCCGAUAAUAAGAUAUGUACUUUUAUUCACAAGCCUAAAGCUGUUGCAGUUGAGUAUACAGUUUUACAAGAAAAAAUUAUAAUCAUUUCUUAAGGGAUGUUUUACAGAGCAAGGGCAGUUUUCUACAGUAUUUCCUAUUAUAUUUUCCUUUAGAGAAAUCUUAAAAUGAAAUUCUGUACACAAAAUAUAUCUUAUAAACAGCAGUUGGGAAACAA
Molecule: messenger RNA, 1833 nt
Organism: Danio rerio (zebrafish)
Lineage: Eukaryota; Metazoa; Chordata; Actinopteri; Cypriniformes; Danionidae
Source: RefSeq, a predicted model, not a curated record